This is a messenger RNA of Paraglomus brasilianum, 921 nucleotides long. Lineage: Eukaryota; Fungi; Glomeromycota; Glomeromycetes; Paraglomerales; Paraglomeraceae. The record is from the annotation of a GenBank genome assembly.
AUGGAUAACUUGCAAGAAGACUAUUAUCCAGGAGCGUCUUUAACGGCUCCAAUUUUCUCCCCUUCCCAGGACAAAAAUGAGUUCAUAUAUCCUAAUUAUAUGCUCGCCACUGAUUUGUUGAAGCUACUCGGAGGUGAACGAUCAUGGACCAGCAAUGAAAUCCAGGACGACCUGCACGUCUUGGAGCGUAAUCGGUUGAGGACGGUGAGAGAUUUGAGAAGCUUGUCUAAACGGAGUUGGAAAAAAAUCGAAUUACUUCCUCUUGUGAAGGAUCUGUUGAUAUACGCUAUAAGGUCUUGUGAACAAAAAACCGAAUCUCAAGACAUUCAAAUAAAGGUGCGAUAUACAGAGCACACGAAUCCGGUUCCCAUCGUUUGUAACAUGACCAUACCGAGAAGUAUCACGCUAAAGGAUCUCAAGUUAAAGCUGGCAAUGAAUUUUAGAUUCAAUUUCGAUAAAAAACUCGAAUACUCUUUCUUUGACAAAGAUGGUAAUAAUCUUGUCAUAUCAUGUGACGAAGAACUCACUCUGGCUCUAGCCAACAAAGAGGGUUUUGUUCUUGACGUGAAAGAACAUUAUACUUUCUGUUAUCCCGACGUUCCACAAAAGUAUCAAGCCACCGGAGUCUGUAAAGUCUUGGUUCCAUCUCAAUAUUUGACUCGGGAACAUGCCAGCAACGGACCUGUAUGGGGAACCGACGUCUAUACAACUGACUCGGCCUUUCUCAAAGCUCUUGUCCAUUCGGGACUGAUUGAAGUGACCAGCAGUACCCCACCAAGAUGUGAUGUUCUUGUCACUGUUCGAUACUUGCCAGGCCGCACAGGUUAUCGCGGUAGUAAGCGCCAUGGUAUCUCCUCCGAUACUACGGGUAAAUACGAGUCCAGCAUGUCAUUCAUGGCCGUACAAAAGGUUCCCCUAUGA